AUGUACGGCCGUUCUUCCGCAGGAACUCUGGAUCGCUAUGACGACCCGCCUGCACCGCCCCGCAGUGGUGCUGGUGGAGGCGAGCGCUGGGACCGCGCGAGGUUUGAGAGCAUGAGGCGUGGUCCUCCAGGAGGUGGUGACAGCGGAAGCAGCCGCGGUGGUCGUGAUGGAGGCGGCCGAGACGACUACGACCAUUUCCGCUUCCAGGAGCACGACAAAGCCCCUGGGUACCACCGCGAUGUUGACAUCCAUGAAGACCGCGCCCGUCGUGGACCGCGCGUCAUGGAGAGGGAGCGAUACCACGAUGACGAUCUCUUCAGCCGGCCUUCGCGACGCCAGAACGACCUCUUCCACGAGCCAACGCCGUCUGAGAUAGCCAACCAGGCGCUUGCCCCUUACCGUCGCAAGUCGGUCAUCGACAGAGACUUCAACAUCGAUAUCGACAUUGACAGGAGAGAAUCUCGGCCACCGCCACCCAGGGCUCGACCGGCCCGACCGCAGUACAUUCGUCGGCAGUCGUCUCUCGACACUUUUGACCGCCGACCGCUUCCACGAUAUGGCGACGUCGAGAAGUUUGAGCGUGAAGAGGUCCACGAGUAUCGACUACCUCCCAACGUCCCUAUUCCGCUUCCUAUCCGCGAGCAUUCACGCCGCAGGUCGCCUCCGCGCCGAUACCAGGAGGACGAUUAUGAAGAGAUCCGAUACGAUGACCGCGGCGGGCGUGGACGCGAGCGUGAAGACUACCGCGAGGUCGAAGUUCACAGAGAGAAGAGCAAGAUGCGCAGGAGCAAGAGCGUAGCCAAGUCUACUCGCAGCUCUUCGAUUUCCAGCUUCGAGGAGAUUCAGCCCUCAAGAGCCACCUUUGGCAAGAAGGGCAAGACCCGCAUGCCGAAGCGAUUGGUAAAGAAACAAGCCGUUAUUGAGCUCGGUUAUCCAUUCGAAGAAGAGGUGAGCAUCCUCGAGAUCGAGAACUACAAAGAAGGUGCGAAUUCUGCUGCUCCCACUGUAGCACUCUCUAACACCCCACCAGCAGAGAAAACCACCUACGUGUACGAGGAGAAGGUCGAGGCUCUUCCUCCGCCACCACCCCCAGAGUCUGUUGCUCCACCUCCACCCCCUUCUGUUGUCCACGCUCCUCCUCCGCCCCCAGCAUCAGUCUACGCACCGCCGCCACCAGCAUCAGUCUACGCCCCGUCUGCACCACCAGCCUCCGUCUACGCCCCAUCUGAGCACCACCACCACGACACCCAGCACGAGGAAUACGUGCAGAUCGAGCGCUCCAACCACAUCCACGGCCCGGCCACAUCAUUCCUCCCCGAAGGCCGCAUGCUGGUGCGCCGCGACGACCAGUACCGCAGCGAGCGCGACAUCAAGGAGGAGAUCCGCCAGCUCGAGGACGAGCGCCGCAUGCUCAAGUACGAGCGCGAAACCGACUAUGAGAUUAUCGAGCGCAGGGAUCCGAAGCGCGAGGUCAUUCGUGUGGAUAAGGAUAGGAAGGGUAGGUUGGCCCUUGUUCGCUCGGCCCGUUGA
Molecule: messenger RNA, 1530 nt
Organism: Parastagonospora nodorum SN15
Lineage: Eukaryota; Fungi; Ascomycota; Dothideomycetes; Pleosporales; Phaeosphaeriaceae
Exons: 2
Coding region: 1-1530 (509 amino acids)
Biological process (GO): actin filament polymerization
Cellular component (GO): actin filament; cytoplasm
Molecular function (GO): actin binding; microtubule binding
Source: RefSeq, a predicted model, not a curated record